Messenger RNA from Oldenlandia corymbosa var. corymbosa, 1590 nucleotides. Lineage: Eukaryota; Viridiplantae; Streptophyta; Magnoliopsida; Gentianales; Rubiaceae. The record is from the annotation of a GenBank genome assembly.
GAAAAAUGGGGGAAAGCAUCUAAACAUCAGGAAAAUCCACAAAAAUCUAUAUUUAUUUAUAUAUAAAUAAGAUAAAGAUAAAAUAAAAAAUAAAAUAAAAUAAUAAUCAAACUAAGUGUAAUCGGAGUAACCAGUUGAACCGUUACACCUGAGGGAAAGCCGAUGUCGUCGCCGGCGGCGAGCUUCAUCUGCAGCUUCUCAGCUCCGAUUUUUGCCCCUCGCACCUAUCUAACCUCUCCGUGCACCCAAUUAAAGACUAACCGGUGCGGCGGUCGGAGAGUGUUGUUAUUCAGAGUUAAGUGCCGGCCGGAGCAGAGCACGAGUGAAAUCCUUAAGGAUUCUGAGUCCGAAAUCACGGAGUCGACUUCUGCUGACGAUACUCGCCGGUGGUAUGGAGUCCUUGGAGGUCUGGGGUUUCUGGAGACUUCCUACCUCACAUUCCUAAAACUUACUCAGUCCGAAGCUUUUUGCCCUGUUAAUGGUGGCUCUUGUGGCAGCAUCCUUAACAGUGAUUACUCCCUCGUCUUUGGUGUUCCACUUCCCUUGAUUGGUAUGCUUUCAUAUGGCACAGUUGCAACUCUUGGCCUGUAUCUAAGUGGAAAGAGACUGCCUUUUGAAAUUGACGAAACCAACGCCCGUUCAAUUUUACUUGUUACAACUACCUCCAUGGCGGUAGCAAGUUCGUACUUUUUGUAUAUUCUUAGCACACAGUUUUCAGGGGAAUCGUGUUUGUAUUGUCUGGCUUCAGCUGCUCUGUCCUUGAGCUUGUUCUUCAUAACCAUAAAGGAUUUCGGAUCAAAGCAACUGGUUUUACAGCUGUGUGUAGCUAUUUUUGUGGUUACUGCCUUGAGUACCUCUUACAAUAUGUCCCAGCCUAUCUCGACAAGUCUGGCCGAGGUCGAACUACCCUAUGUCAAGCCUGAGGUCACGACAAAAUCAAGUCCUUGGGCUGUCUCGCUCGCAAAGCAUUUACGCUCAAUAGGAGCAAAAGUGUUUGGAGCUUUCUGGUGUUCACACUGUCUAGAGCAAAAAGAGAUGUUUGGACGUGAGGCUGCAGAGAUAUUGGAUUAUGUGGAAUGCUUCCCUGAUGGAUACAGAAAAGGAACUAAAAUAGCCAAGGCCUGUGCAGAUGCCAAGAUUGAAGGGUUCCCUACAUGGGUGAUUAAUGGAGAGGUUUUGAGUGGAGAGUUAGAUUUGUCAGAGCUUGCAAAAGCCUCUGGAUUUGAACUAGAAGAGCUCAAUCAAGCUAACUAGGAAUUUUUGUUUGUUUUCCCCAAUGAGGAUGGGGUUUUGUAAUUCUUGUACAGCAUAUAGAAAGUCAUUACUCUUUGCUUCUCAUCAUCUUGUGCCUUUUUUUCAUUUGUUAGCUUUAGCAGUUUUCUCCAUUACUGAAACUGAUGAGUGGGAAGUUCUUGAAAGAUGGAUGGUCAAGAAGCACGUAUACUGUAUUUCACAGAAUAACCUAAAAGACGUAGCAGUCAAUAUGAUGUUGUAAGAUGUAAAUCUAUCUGCAGAACAGUUUUACUUCUUGUAUCUUUUGGGAAUAUUCUUCUAAUCUGAAGUUUGAAAUAUUUUCACUUUACGACCCAA